Phytophthora sojae is the source of this 3459-nucleotide messenger RNA. RefSeq lists its product as hypothetical. Lineage: Eukaryota; Oomycota; Peronosporomycetes; Peronosporales; Peronosporaceae. Gene Ontology annotation, biological process: glucan catabolic process. The transcript has 6 exons. Gene Ontology annotation, molecular function: beta-glucosidase activity. The coding region runs from base 1 to 3459 and encodes 1152 amino acids. The record is from RefSeq and is a predicted model, not a curated record.
AUGGCGUUGUUCCAGCAGGAGGACGAAGAAGAAGAAGGCGUCUUCGAGGCCGCGCUGUCCUUCGUGGACGAGUUCGAGUUCAACACCGGCGACGCCAUCUCCUCGCUAAAUCAACUACCUACUCAACGCCGUCAAGAAACCUCUGUAUCUCUUAGUAAUGAAGUGGCAAUUGGCGGUGCAGUGGGGCCUCUGUCCAGGGAGGAGAAGCGGAGACGCCAGGCCGAGAAGAAGCGGCUGCUGCGCAAGGCUGGCAUCUACAGCGACCCGAACCGCGCGCGCAACGAGCAGACGCGGGAGAUCGCGUUCCUGCGCGAGCAGAUGGACAAGCUGCAGCUCAACCUGAAGGUCCUGCAGGCUCGGAAGCAUCAGAACGGAGCGAAGGCGCUAGUUCCGGUGAAUACAAAGACGCACAGGCCGAGUUUGUGGCAGGAGCAGGCCAUGAGACAGCGGAGGAGAAGAGAGCAGGCCGAGUGCGAUAAUGUGAGGCUGAAGCUGGCGGUGGAGCGUCAGAGGAAGGUGGCGGACAGCUUGGGCGUCUUGAUUCGGAAGAGAACGCGGCAAUUGAAUAAUGAGUGUGCGUCGCUGAUCAACCAGUGUUGUGUCGACCACCCAGCGAUCGCUGUGCUGGAUUUCUGUGGCGACGUGGAAGACUUCCGCGGACUGUUUCAUCUUUUGGACGAGGCGUACCGAGAUGUGGACUCCAUUUUCAUGGCGAACGGGUUGGCGACAAUGUCAAUCCCGAUCGGUGACGUGCAUAUGCGGGAGGGCGUGGACGGGAAGUACCUCGAGUUCUUUACCUACAAGGACCUGCCGUUCGGACUGCAAGACACAGCUCAAGCUUCUUGGGAUUACUUCAAGGGGGCGGAGAAGCACAUGGCGUAUGGAAAUUUGUACGAGAAGGCAGCAAAGAGCCUGGAUGAGCCCUACACCGUUAUUGAGGAGUUCACGAAGGAGGUUUACUCGAAUACCUCUCGAGCAGAUGUGAAAAUGAGGCAAGUCGUUCGGCGCUACGUGGAGGCAGACCGCGACGUCGUGAUUCGGGUUUCCCACGCAGCCCCCAUCGAAGUCAAGAACAAGGUGCUCCGUGGAUUAACGCACAACGUCCGAGGUUUCGCGAUUACAAAGCGUUCGCCAGCUUCCACGCCGAGUCAAGAGCUGACUCAGCUGCAGUUGUGCACUCAGAUCGCUCUGGAACUAAAUGACGGAGUUACGUAUGAUCCCAAGAACGUUCGUGCCCUCACCAACUUCCUCAUCGCGCACGGAUUAAAGAACACGGUUGUAAACUGCGAGUAUAUUGAGAACGCAUUGGCAGAUCACGCCUUGAGACGGAGAAUUGCCGACGAUGUGUACGACUCGCAAGCCCAAGCAAUCGUCGACGGCUUCUCCGUGGCUCAAGUGCUGGGCCAAAUGACGCAGAUCAACAUCGGCCAGGUGCUCAACAGCGACUACUCGCUGAACGAGGACUCGAUCGACGGAAAGUGGGGCUGGAACGCCACCGAGUGGCGCGCCAUUGUCACGCGCAUUCAGGAGAUCACCAUGGAAGAGAACGGUGGCCACCCGAUGGUGUACGGCAUCGACUCGGUGCACGGCGCCAUCUACGUGAGCGGGGCCGUCAUCUUCGGCCAGGAGAUCAACAGCGGAGCAAGCUUCAACCCGGAUCUGGUCUACCAAGUGGGAGCCAUCACUGGCCGUGACACGGAGGCUGCCGGGAUCCCGUGGAUCUUCGGUCCUAUCCUCGAUCUCGCGCAGAACCCGCUGUGGGCUCGCACCUACGAGACUUUCGGCGAGGACCCGUACUUGUGCUCGGUGCUGGGCGACGCAAUUAUCCGAGGCCUCCAAAGCAACAACCAGACUGCCGCUUGCAUGAAGCACUUCGUCGGGUAUUCCAAGACACCAACGGGACACGACCGCGACGGAGUGACCAUGGCGGAUUUCGACCUCCUCAACAACUUCGUGAAGCCGUACCAAGCAGGGAUCGCUGCUGGCGCACUGUCGACGAUGGAGAACUACAUCUCCAUCAACGGCAUCCCUGUGGUGGCGAACACGAAGAUUCUCGAGGACCUCGUACGCAACGACCUCGACUACGAUGGUGUCGUGGUGACGGACUGGGCUGAGAUCAACAACCUCAAGGAUUGGCACCGCGUGGUGGACACUUACGACGAGGCUGUUCGGCUGUCGCUCACUCGGACAGCUCUAGAUAUGAGCAUGGUUCCCUACGACACGGAGUUCAUCACUUACGCGACGGAAAUGCUGAGCAACUACCCGGAAUACGAGUCUCGGCUUCGCGAAUCGGCCAAGCGUGUGAUCAAGAUGAAGAUCAAGCUCGGGUUGUACGAGACCCCAGUGCCUGGUGCCGACUACGAGUACCUGGUGGGUAACGACGACGACAAGGCGGUCGCUUUGGAGCUGGCGCGUGAAUCGAUUGUGCUGCUCAAGAACGACAACAACAUCCUUCCACUCGCCAAUGGAUCGUCCGUCUUCCUCACGGGACACUCAGCCGACAACAUCGGCUACCAGUGCGGCGGAUGGAGUGUGGCGUGGCAGGGGUACUCCGGCAACGAUAUGUUCCCGAACGGAGUCUCGGUUCGCCAGGGUCUGGAGAACGUUGUCGGCAACAACUCGUUCACCUACUUCAAUGGGCUAAGCGUGAAUGGAAACUACACUUCGGAGGACUUGGCUACUGCCGUGGCACUCGCAAGCCAACACGAAUAUACAAUCGCGGUCAUUGGCGAGGACACGUACGCUGAGAAGCCGGGCGACAUUGACGACUUGGCCUUACCCGCCGGACAGAUUGCGUACGUCGAGGCUCUUGCUGCCACAGGAACUAAGGUCAUCCUUGUUCUGUUCGAGGGUCGCCCACGUCUGCUUGACACUCUCCCCGACACGGCCAGCGCGGUAGUCCACGGUUUGCUAGCUUGUGAGCUUGGUGGACAAGCUAUGGCGGAAAUUUUGUAUGGCCAAGUGAACCCGAGUGGCAGACUUCCGCUCACGUACCCCAAGGACUCGGCCAAUGUGAUGAUCCCGUACAACCACCGCGUGACCACCAAGUGCACAACGGUUUCGGGCCCUGAUGACUCGCUCACUGCGUCUGUAUUCGUGACGAACUCGGGAUCCGUCGCCGGUAAGGAGACAGUGAUGCUGUUCGUGAUCCAGCCGUACCGAUUGAUCUCGGUGCCCGAGGUCAAGAUGCUGCGCAAGUUUAAGAAGAUCGACCUCGAGCCUGGUAUCACUCAGGAGGUCACCUUCACCCUCACGGCGGACGACUGGAGCGUUUACGACCCUCAGAUUGGCAGCGGCUUCAACCAAGUUGCGGAGGACGGCACCUUCGUCGUGGCGAUCAAGCCCGAGACCGACUGCGACGUGUACAACACGAUCACGAACGAUCUGUGCGCUCAGUUCACGCUCAACACGGGAUCGGUCAACUUUGGCAUCAACGGCACUACAUCGCGUCGCCGCUAG